This is a messenger RNA of Jaculus jaculus (lesser Egyptian jerboa), 1053 nucleotides long. It is a transcript of the gene Ypel2, whose product is annotated as yippee like 2. Bases 292 to 651 code for a protein of 119 amino acids. NCBI's taxonomy places the organism in Eukaryota, Metazoa, Chordata, Mammalia, Rodentia, Dipodidae. The record is from RefSeq and is a predicted model, not a curated record. The transcript has 5 exons.
AGCCAGCCGUGCUUCCUUCGCCGCCGCGCAGCCCUCGCGGAGCCGAGCCCGGCGCUGGCGGGACGUGGCAGCCUGCUGCUGCCGCUGCUGCCCGGCAGCUGAGAACCAGCCCUAGACCUCUGCCCACGGGUCCUUCCUCUGAAGACGUCACCAGUGUGUGGAGCCUGCCCCACACGCACCCGCUGCCAAACCACGGCCUUUACCUGUGUCUUUCGGUGUUUCCCGUGCGACCCGUCCUGUGGGAGUGCCUCGUGGGCUGCCCCGGAGUUCACCCCACGCUCAGCAGCGCCAAUGGUGAAGAUGACGAGAUCCAAGACUUUUCAGGCAUAUCUGCCCUCCUGCCACCGGACCUACAGCUGCAUUCACUGCAGAGCUCACUUGGCCAAUCAUGAUGAACUAAUUUCCAAGUCAUUCCAAGGAAGUCAAGGACGAGCAUACCUCUUUAACUCAGUAGUUAAUGUGGGCUGUGGGCCUGCAGAAGAGCGAGUGUUGCUAACAGGACUGCAUGCAGUUGCAGACAUUUACUGUGAAAACUGCAAAACCACUCUGGGCUGGAAAUACGAACAUGCUUUCGAAAGCAGCCAGAAAUAUAAAGAAGGCAAAUACAUCAUUGAACUGGCACACAUGAUCAAGGACAACGGCUGGGACUGAUUGGAAAGCAUCUCCCCAACCCAGUGUCCACGUGAAUGCCAUCCAAGCAAACAUUCUACCCAAGCGUGAGAGAGUCACUGAACACUCGGUUCCAUCCAUUUAGAGGCCUUGCCAUCCGGGGCAUCCUCACACCCUGACACCAUCUUUUUGGUGACUGGCCUCUAAAUUGCUGUCUCUCUGUCUCUUUGCUUUGUAUCUGUUUGUGAGUUGAUCUUGGCUUCUCUCUCUGUUCUAGUGUUGGCUGAAAACAAAAUAAUGAAAAGAACAGAUUCUUGACCGCAUGGCGGCAGCUCACCUUGGAAAGGACCCCAAGGUUCGGACAAGAACUGCCUGAUGGCUUCUUGUCAGGAGAGCAGUGGCGCCAGGGCAUAAGGAAGAGGGAAAAGGGGAACUUGAAGGAUC